UCAGGUGCGCGUGCGCCGCGACCCCUCCCGCCACCGGGACUGGGUCUUCCCGGGCUCGGCAGCUGGUGUCGAUUAUCUCUGCGCUUUUCGGCGGCCUGGCACGCCAGCGCCCUUCGGCUCCCGCCCGGCCCUCUCCCGGUCAGCCCGGCGGCGGGGCCAUGGCGUGGCGGCGGCGGCGGCGGCCCGAGGCCCGCAGCGGGGCCCGCGGCGCGCUGGCGCUGCUAGCGCUGGCCCUGUGUGCGCCCGGGGCCCGGGGCCGGGCGCUCGAGUGGUACUCGGCCGUGGUGAGCACCGAGUACGUGGACCCGCAGACCAACCGGAGCGUGCGGAGCGUCUCGGAGAGCGGCCGCUUCGGCGAGAGCUCACCCAAGGAGGGCGCGCGGGGCCUGGUGGGCGUCCCGCGCGCCGAGGACCGCGACCCCGAGGGCUGCGCGCCCCGCACGCGCUUCCUCGUGCCCGGCGGCCGGGGAGCCGCGCCCUGGGUCGCGCUGGUGGCGCGCGGGGGCUGCACCUUCAAGGACAAGGUGUUGGCGGCGGCUCGGCGGAACGCCUCGGCCGUGGUCCUGUACAACGAGGAGCGCCACGGGAACCUCACCGCGCCUAUGUCCCACGCGGGAACAGGAAGUAUAGUAGUCAUUAUGGUUAGCUACCCCAAAGGAAGAGAAAUUGUGGAUCUGGUGCAGAAAGACAUUCCGGUCACAAUGACCAUAGGGCUCGGCACCCGGCACGUACAGGAGUUCAUCAGCGGUCAGUCCGUGGUGUUUGUGGCCAUCGCCUUCAUCACCAUGAUGAUUAUCUCAUUAGCCUGGCUAAUAUUUUACUAUAUACAGCGCUUCCUAUACACUGGCUCACAGUUUGGAAGUCAGAGCCAUAGAAAAGAAACAAAGAAACUUAUUGGGCAGCUUCCUCUUCAUACUGUAAAGCAUGGAGAAAAGGGAAUUGAUGUUGAUGCUGAAAGUUGUCCAGUGUGUAUUGAAAAUUUUAAAGGAAAGGAUGUUAUCAGAAUCCUGCCAUGCAAGCAUAUUUUUCAUAGAAUAUGCAUUGACCCAUGGCUUUUGGAUCACCGAACGUGUCCAAUGUGUAAACUUGAUGUCAUCAAAGCCCUGGGAUAUUGGGGAGAGCUUGAGGACGUGCAGGAGACGCCUGCCCCAGAAUCGCCCCCCGGGGGCGUUUCGACUGCAGAUCUGAGUCUUACUUUACCAGAUGGUGACAGAAGUGACGCGGGCAGCUCAGCACUGCCCACCACCAGCGACUCCGCGCCACCUUGCGAGGCCAGUUUUAAAGAGGAUGCAGGUGAAAACACGGCCUUGCUGGAGACAAGCAGGAGUGACCCUCAGCGUGAAGGACCCGUCUCCUAGCAUAUAACCUGCCGGCGGUGUCACGGACAGAGCUUGGGCUUGAAUGAAAGGACAUUUUAUUUUUUUUACUUUAGCACAUAGUUUGUAUAUGUGAAAAUAAUGUACAUUCUUUUACCUUUCAGGUUCUGAUUUGAUAUACAAAGGGCUAAGAUACUUUAUUCUUAAAGAGAAUUUUUGAUUAGUCUUCAUAUAUUUAUCUACUAAAAUGUACCAUAAGAUUCUUUCUUCUCAAGGAUGGUUCUAGACUAAGCACAUUGAAUUCAGACUAGUUAAAAUGGAGUUGUGUGAUUAUAUUCAGUAGUUGAUCACAUGAGUUUUCCUGGAGGAAAAACUUUAGAACAUGAAACUUGUAAAUGUGAUGAGAGAAAUCUAUCGCUUCCUUGCACCUCUGUACUAUAGAGAGAUUUCCAAACCUCAGAGCACUUUCAUUGUUUUUUAUUUGGAGUUAUGGGAAAAGCACUGGUUGACUUUAGGAUUUGCAUUUCUCCCUCUCGUUACCUAAUUUCUAACAACCUUGAUGGGGAGGAAAGUUUUGUCCAUUUUUUUCUAUACAAAUAAAAAAAGCUACGAUUCCGUAUUGCGCACGAGCAUGAAGUUCUUCAUUGCUUGUUAAAGAAAUGGAGUAGACAGACUCUGAUGGACUCUGAUAUGGCGUUUUUGGGGGUAAAUGGUGAAUAUACCGAUUCCAACUGCAGUUUAAUCUCUACAAUUAUAAAGCGUGGUAGAUGGGGACUUUCCAUUGCUGUUGUAACAAAAUAAACAAGUAACCGGUUUCCUUGAUUAAUUUUAAGGCAGACUUAAUGGCGGUGACCUUGUUUAAUCAUCUCUUCUCUCUACUCUUGUUUGCUGUUCUUCCUUGGCAGUGGAGGUGGAGGGAGUGGGCUGUUCAAGCUUUCGGGGGCUGCUUUCUAAAUUGAUAAAGCGAUUAAACAGACACACACACUGUCCUCACUUCUUAGAGGUGGAAGUCAAGGAUGAGGAAGAGAUUUUUUUAGAACUUGAAAUUGUAGCCCUUUUUCGUUUCCAAACUAGUUACUGUGUGGAUCUGUGUGGGUAAAAAUACAUGUUUAUUAAGAAUAUAAAUUUAAAUAAUUUAUUUUUAUAGCUGUUUCUAAGAUGUACAGUUCAUAUAGCUUAUUUUUUUCAAACUAUUUACUACACUUUGAUUCCAGCCACUCAGUGAAAUACUAGGUGAGUAAACAGUGGAAGUAAACUGAGGCCAGUUUCCAUGUGAGGAGCUAUUGGAAUAGAAGUUGUCUUACUUUGAGCUCUCAUUUCAACAGACAGCCUCAGUAGGUUUCCAUAAUAGCAAUUAUCUUUGAAAUCCGCCUUCUGUGGUGCAUUGUGGAUAGGAAAACAUGUCCUUGAUUUUAUACUGAGUAGACUGUUUGCUCUUUGUAUUUUAACACACACAGUAGGGAAAGAUGCUUUAAUUCUUCCCAGUAGCCAAUGAAGCUGACUUUUAAAAAGAAUACUGUGACAGAUCAAGGUAAAUUGUUUUUGAUGAUUAUGGAAGUGUGAGUUCUUAAUCAGUGGCUGUCAGCUAGAGCUUUCCUUAAUUCAGAAGUUUGAACCCUAAGUUAUAAAUAGAAGAGAUUGGAAAAAUUAUAGUGCUCUUAUUUCUAGAAACACAAGUCUUUAACAGCAGAUAAAGAAAUUAGCAAGAGAAGACAAAACUUCAGUACUUCGAAAGGAAAAUGUUUCCUUUGAUACGCUUUUCUUAGGUGGAAAUAAACAUGAUAAAGGGUCAAAUAUUACUAGAAUUUUUGCUGAAAUAGAAACUUGAUAAAAUGCUGGGAAUCUGGGGAAUGUCAAUGAAGAAAGAUUAGUAAAUGAGAGAUGUAGUUAAGGUUAUAUUAUUUAUGGCAGUAAUCAAUUUCCUUCUGACAGUUGUCAUGAAGACCAUUUCUUCACAAAUAAUGUAGAGACAGUAUUUUUUCUUUUUAACUGAGAGCCUCAGGCAGCCUGUGGAGGAGGGCAGUGUACCCAUGGAUGUGAACACCCCGCAGGCUAUUGCCUGCCAUGCUGCUUCCGGGCUUCCCAUCAGAAAGCCACGACGCCCAGAGGGGAGGCGCACACACAGCACCUGGAGCAGGUAAUUUGAAGAUACUAAAGCUACAACAGAUUGGAACUAAAAGUCCAGAGAAUUCAAGGUGUGGUUUUUAAAAAACAUGACAGUUAAACUGAACUCGUCUGAUGACACUUAAAAGUUGACUGCAGUUUAUUGAAUCCCAGGAUUAUUGUUUCUUUUAUUUCAGGUAAACUUUCUUCUACUUUUAAAUGUUUAAUGAAGAACUUUUUUGCUGGUGGUGUAACUGUAUCUUGACUGUUUUUUUUUUUAAUGUUCUCUAAAUAUAAUUACUAUUCUUUGUAAGCUAUUUAUUUAAAAUAAAUUUGAAAACCUUUCCUCUGUCAAGUAAACACCAGUACUGUAAUCUGGAAACGAUGCACAGUGGUCUGUCUUUAGUCUCAGGCCAUGUCUGCAGAUGUGCCCACAGAAGCACACUUGCAGCUCCAAACCAGUGUGUGUAGCACAUCUGCGGUGGCUCGUGGACACCCCGGGGGCAGUGACCCUGCUGAGCUGCUGGCACGCGCCCUACCAGGUGAGGCUGGAUGGAAGGAUGCUGUCUUCUAGUUUCAGCUCAGACUGUCAGCAGGUGUCCUUUUGUGCUCUAUGUAGUCCCACAUGUCCGAAAUGUUGUGCUUCUCGUUGGUGAUUUCAGUUUGGAAUGGACCCCAGGCACAGUGUUGUCGCCCUGGCUGCUGCUCCUGAGCGCUGGUGAGGUACCUCACUGAGAAGACUCGCGUUAGGCAGCGACGUGCGUGCGUCCCGGGGCUGCCAGCCAGGAGGCUCAGCGUGACCAGGAAUCGGCAGGGCCUGGAGCCUGAGGUUGGGAGGCUUGCGGCGAGGCGCGGUCGACACUUCACCAUUCCAGAGAGUAUGUGAAUAAUGAACUGUUUCUUUGCCCAGUGGUAACAUGCAAAACGGUGAUGCCAGCCAUUAGGUGUUGAGAGAAGUCAACUGUUGCCAUCAUUUAGAUGUCUGAAGGUGCACCUGUUAUAUCAGUUUGGGUCCUUAUUUCCUUGAAGCAAGUAUAUUUAUAAAUCACUGCCCUUCGCAAGAAUAACGAAGCUAAAAUUUCUCAUAAAUCUAAGAGUACUGUUUUGCCAAUAUUACAAGGUGGGAAUCUGUACUCAUCUUAAAACCCCUCGGCUUGGUAUCCUUUAACUUUUGCUAAGGGUUGGAUUGGGAGGUGAUUCCUGUUCCUAUGAAGAAUACGCUUUGAAAGUACCUCAGCAGAUGGGGAAUUUUUCAUGAUGUCUUUGAGUGAAAAAUACAUCAGAUAAUAGAGUUCAUAGAAAACUUUAAUGUAAGGCACUGCUGUCCAGAGUUAAAUGAGGGGUUAAACAGCCCACAGGACGCCACGGGGAGGGCACAAAGCCCACUCGGUGAGCAGCCGUGCAGCACGGCCCCCGGUGCCGUCCUUCCUCCUGAAGUACCGACGCUCUUUUAGACUGUUAACAGGAGAGAAGGCCCAGAAAACUACCAGCUCUUAUAGUCUCGGAAAAGGUUUCUAAGAAUUCCCACGUCUGUAGGCAGCCCGCUGUUGUCUCUUAGGUCCCCAUGACAAGAAAGGAUAAGGUACACGGGUGUCCGAGGCUCACACUGCACCCAGUGAGAAGUUCAAGGGUCAGAAUACCGUCAUGUGAUGAUGACUCAAGACCUCAGGGGCAGUAAGGCAGGUUCUUGAGAGUGUCUUCAAUUUACUCUCACUAAACACUUUCAACGUUGGAACCUCAGGAAAACGGUAUUCUUGCCUUAUCUGAAGCCCGUGACUUACAUCUUAAGCAAAAACAGGCACCUUGCUUUUCAGCUGAAGACCUCAUCUACUGUGUGCAGUGACUUCGUUUGGGAUGACAGCCCCAAUGGAUAAUCAUCAGCGAGACACCUACAAGACACAUUCGUCCAAGUUCUUACCAAAAAUUCAUCUAAAGAAAAAGUCAUCCAGGAAAGCAAAACUUUGCUUUAAGUGGAUAAACUGGUGUUUAUACGCAUUAAAGCCAAGCAAUCACUCAGGGUCUGAACACUUUUAAAAAUGAAAAGCACAGCAUAGCUGAACGAUGAACAGGUGGUCCCGACGAGCUAUCACUUGGACAUCUUGGUCUCAGAAGGUGUCUCCCCAGUGUCCAAGGUCUUCAACAACCGGAAGAGGCCUGCAGCUUCUCGUAUCCUGCUGAACUCAAUACAGAAGGCCUGCACUUCUAUAAACAAGUCCUGCACGUUGAUGAUUUUGUUACGGAUCAAGGACUGGAGAAAGACACACACGAGACGCACCAGACGAUUCUGAAAAAGAAACUAAUUUUAGUGUGCGUUUUCUGGGCAGGUAUUUAUAAAAUUUAGAAAAAUUUCUCUUACUUACCUGCAUAUAUUUAUCUUUAAUUUGUUCACAGGUAGAAAUGCAAUUUGAUAUAUAAAGGUGAAUAAAUUCAGGAGGUAGAUCAACAGCUGUAGUUAGUCUGUUUCAUAAAGUUAGAAAGGGCUGUUAAUUUUAUUUGCUAAUAACAUUUUAAAACACCGUUCACCAUAAAAUCUAAAAUUUCCUUUGGUCAUUUAGUGAAAAAUUCUGAUAUAUAAUCUAGUUACCUAGUUUUAAAGAAGUUUAUGCAAGUAAACCUCGGAGCCCCCCCCCACUGCCGCUAAUAAGUGACACUUCCUUUGCUCAGGUCUACACUUAGCAUUACACGUGCAAUACACAUUGAGCACCAUGUCCCUGUGUGUUCCUGGCUGAAUCAGAAUUCAUAGUUAUCGUCCAGGCUCUAACAACCCGGGCAGUUAUUCUGUCCACGUAAGUACCGCUUACUAACCUGAUUGCAGACAAGUGCUGUGCAAGGAGCGCAUGUGAAGAAAGGCGUGGUAGUAGCUGAACAGCACAGUGUAUAACUAAGCGCUAACACGCGGCGCUUGCACAAAGCGAUGUAAGUGAAAGGCUCGGGAAAAGUCAGCAGAGCAAACGACAAAUGGAGACCCAAGGAGAGAAGUGGUGUCCUUCCAGCUAAGUGGAUAAUCUGAGUGAACUGUGGAAUCGGGGACGGGCGUGGCACACUCAGGAGCUGGUGGGAAAGCCCUGGCUGGAAGGUAGCAAAAGGCACCUUGGUCUAGAGCCUUCAAGGGGCGGCUGGUGUUUCCAAAGGAUUCUGUGAAAUGUUUUAAGGUGGGGUGGGGGGAGGCUAAAGUAGGAAUUUCAUGCUCAGAUAAAGGUGUGUGCUAUGCUAACUAUACAGGAUGAAUUUCCAAAAGUUUUCUAAACUUACUUGAUUACGGAACUUUUUUCCACAAGGCUGAGGAGCCCGUGCUCCAAGGGAACACCACCUGUGGGUGAUGCACCAUGAUGGGGGUGGCGCACGCAGAGCAGACCCUGUCCUUGAAAUUACUUCUGCACCACUGAUAAAAAGGUGCGGGUAUUCUCGGACUAAGUGCCUAACGGCUGGUUUAGACAGUAAGCGGGCACUUAGAGCAUGGUCGGCCCAGAGGCCCCGAGCAGGAGGCAGCCCCCAAAGAGGAGUGAGUCUCAGUAACAGGGAACGGCCGAAGGCCUGGAGGAGAGCGCAGAAAUGAAGCCGCAGGUCAGCAAGCGGCCAGCUGGUUUUGCCGGCACAGAAAGUUAAAGGUGACUACCUCGUGCUUCCCUCCCACAAAUCUGCGCGCUCCUACACACACGCUUGGGAUCCCUCGGCUUCCAGCCAGGCUUUUCCCACCAGCUGAUUAUAACUUCAUUGUGGUUUUUUUUGUUUUGGGGGGGUUUUUUGGCUACACCAUGUGGUUUGCAAGAUCUUAGUCCCCCCACCAGGGAUGGAACCUGGGCCCUUGGCAGUAAAAGUGCAGAGUCCAGCUUUAAGUAGGUUAAAAAACAAUUAAUCCCCAACUUACAAACGAGUGAGUGUUCAACUGAAGUGCAGUUGCGUAGCACUCAGAAUGGACCGCCCCAUGAGCAGAAAAACUAUAUAAUUUAGCCCCCGGAACAAGACACCACAUGGAGCAGAGCUGAGGAUGAGAAGCCUAAACUGGGACCACAUCAGGCAAGCCUGCACAUAUGGCUACACUACCCACAGACAGCUUAAUAAACAGUAGGCUCCCAAGCUAACCCCCCAAGCCUAUGGAAUUUGUAAUUUACCUAAGACAUUUGUAAGCAGAAUAACAAAGUGAGAAACCACUACUCAGAGCACACAGAGAAGGGAAUGUAUUGUUUCCCUGACAGUUGGUGACAACGGAGCAAGGAGGCCAAAUCAAAGAAAGGUUCAGAGAACAGUGCGAGGAACGACGAAUUCUAAGAAGGCAUUCCCAGAAUUUCCUCAGCUCCCAGACCCAUGCUGAUAACAGCUGUUAGUCUCUAACGAGAAAUAAUGCAGUAUCUGUAAUUUGUGUAAAGAAUAUACAACCAUACAUAGGAGAUAAAUCUUAGCGACUAAGUUUCACUGAUGCUGCUACUAGUGCGAAAUACUUGGAAUACUCUCCGAGCUCACAUGCAGUCAACACUAAGGCUCAGGUUAUUUAUUUAAUGGGUUUUCUCAGACUAACAGUGUAUCGGGGGGAAAAAACCUUGCUGCUUUUUCCCUUCUAAUCAUUUAAUCCGGAUCUAUAUACACACCCCUGUCCGCAUUUGAUCGCGCAUAGAAACUUACCGGUUUACAACUUCCAUUGAAUGUAAUGACAUGUCCAUAUUGACCAGAACCGAAAAAUACUCAGUGAUCUGGCUUGACUGCAUUAACUUCAGCAACAUUUCUAUAGCGACUAGAGGGUUGUUUUCCACUAGGUCAGGAAGCUUGGCUGGAGUGAGGCCAAUAUGAUAAACAAGUUUGGGGUCCUUUUCCAACUCUCCAAGGAGCUAAAUAUAAUCAAAUUUUUAGAAAGAGAAAAACAGAGGUUCCUGAGUCAAAUGAGGAAUUGUCUUUCCUGCAUGCGUACAAAAAAACAAAGUAUUUUUAUAAAGAAAAGUUAUAAAAUUAUCUGCACUGAACCAACUUUAUAAAUGUCUUCCUUCAAAUCCAUGAUCAUCAUUCUUUGAUAUUUUAAACUUUACAUUUUAAAUGUCAGAUACUAAAACCAGGCACCUUCACAACAGUUUAUAAACGACACUAAUGCAUCCCGGGCAUUAAACCAGAAUCAGUAUUGUUUGAAUACUGUGUGGAUUUUAACAAUAUCAUCCUUAAGUCCUUUGUAGGUUUUUUUUUUUCCAUGUCAUUUGUUAAAAAUAAUUUUACCGACUAGUUCUCCGGAAAAGCACAGAUCACAGAGAUCAUCGGGGAACAUCAGGAACCAAAGCCCCACCCAGCGCCGAGGGGAACAGAUGC
Molecule: messenger RNA, 8708 nt
Organism: Globicephala melas (long-finned pilot whale)
Lineage: Eukaryota; Metazoa; Chordata; Mammalia; Artiodactyla; Delphinidae
Gene: RNF149
Product: ring finger protein 149
Source: RefSeq, a predicted model, not a curated record